Messenger RNA from Lolium perenne, 619 nucleotides. The record is from RefSeq and is a predicted model, not a curated record. NCBI's taxonomy places the organism in Eukaryota, Viridiplantae, Streptophyta, Magnoliopsida, Poales, Poaceae.
CUGCCAAAGUGCCAAGACACAUUCUCUCAGAGUCAAGAUCGAUCCAGAUGGGGGAGGGCAAUGCCGGUUCGGCAGCGCGGCCGUCGUCGUCAUGCCGCCGAGGGCCGGGAGGGUGCGGGCUGGCGCUUGCCCGGCUGGUGCGGAGGCUGCGCAGGCGGAGCAAGAUGCUGUGCACGGCCGCGCGGCCAGCCGCCGCGUCCCGGUACUGCCACCAGUACGACCCGCUCAGCUAUGCCCGCAACUUCGACUGCGACGGCUACGGCGACGACGUCUCCGGCGCCGGCCACCUCUGCCACCACUACACCUUCGCCUCACGUUUCGUGCUCGCCUCCUCCGGCGCCCGACAGCCCGAUAGAUUAUAGGCCGGCCGGCUCGCGAUCGAUCUUGUUGCUGCGAGCAGAGUAGCGUCUCCUUUUGUUUAGGAGGAGCAAGCACUCCUUUUGUUUUGUUCUUUGUCGAUCCCCUCACCUGCAGCGAGCCUGAAGGCGACUGUGGUCAUAGUUGGGUGAGAUGAUGGUUGUAGAAUUUCCAGGCCUCCUUGGCCCCUUCAAUUUUCGGCCACUUGGGGAGCUGCAGGAAAUGUUUUCAAGAUAUACAACCAACAUUUCGAAAAUUUCCU